GUUUGUAAGCCCGGCAUUUCUAUCGUAUAUAGAUCUUUUUGCUACGUGUCGAUGGUCCUUCUUUGCGAAGAGACUUGCUUGUUUGGUGGACUUCCCUUUUUGUGGGGAUACUCAGAUGACGGAUGUGCAAUGUAUGAGACAGAUUGCGCACACAAAUUAAUUUGUUUGUAUUGUGCUACAUGCAGUAAAACGGUAAAACUCAUAUGUCUUUCAUUGCUGCCUGUACACAGGAUGUCACUGCAUGUUUGCCAUGAAUGACCUGGCAAAGGUGUGCGAAUGUUUUGAUUUUGGUUCAAGCUACUGCUAUUGGAGCAGUGUUCUUCACUUUAUUUCCUUUCAUCAUGUCGUUCUCCUCAUUAUUUCAGUCAAGGAAAGCUCGCACUGAGUUUGAGAUCACGCUGUCGCGGUGCAGCUAUACUGGAGCUUUCCUCUCCGUGCACGAAGCGGUCUGGAACAUCAGAGCUGGAGGCCUGUCCUGGAAUUCUUAUGACUUCUGUGUCAACAUGAUGCUCAUUCUGUCGGAGAUCGCGCUCUUUCUCUUCAGCAUAGCGUGCCAAAUUGGUUUUACCUACUAUUUGAACCUUCAAAUGCAGCCUCCGCCUGAUGUUUGCACCUUGCACACAAGCCGGGGCCUUCAGUGGCUAGGGGCAGCUGCCUUCGUCGGGAAAGUGCUCCAGGAUGUAUUUGAGACAUGUGAGAUGCUUCUUUGGUUCCUUGUCGCCGACCGCAUCGAGAAGGAUCUUGCAGGUGACCAACCAGAGAGCAUCGAGUUAAGUGACAGGGUCGCCGGAAUCCUUUUCGUGGUGCUUCCCAAAUUCGCCAUUGCAGGUUGGCUCACGUGGGUCGGUGCACGGUUCGUACUGCUCUCCUCAGAUGACACUCAAAUCAUCGUGAAUUGCCUUGCAAUGACCUUUGUGAUGGACAUCGAUGAGAUUGUCCACAAGACCGCCUCAAGCCAGUAUGUGAAGCAGAGCACAGAGCACCUUAAAGCGUGGUCCAUGCCUCUCAAACCUGAAUAUGUGAGAUUGGAAACCGUCAUGGCGCCGGUCAUUAAAGCUGGGCUUUGGGCGUUUGCUUGCUUGGUACUCAUUGCCGAUCUUCCCCGUUGCAACCAGCCUCCAGGGCCUCCAGGGCCUCCAGGGCCACCCAACCGAUAGUGAGACUUAAGCAUUCUGCCACCAUGCCCUGCGCUGAAGAAAAACAGGAUUGCUUGACUUGCGUGAUACAUGAUAUUGAUACUAUAUAGAUACUUUGACUUUGUAUCACUUGUGCUCGUGCC
Messenger RNA from Durusdinium trenchii, 1279 nucleotides. Lineage: Eukaryota; Dinophyceae; Suessiales; Symbiodiniaceae. The record is from the annotation of a GenBank genome assembly.